UUAUAAUGUUCAGUAUGCCAGAUUACCAGUCCAGGUCAGAUCAUGACUGAAAAUAAGAUGCUUAUUGAUCAAAAACAGGACUGUAGUAUCUUUUCCAAAGGCUGUUUUCUCCCAAAUGAAAAUUCUGUCAUCAUCAACACAAAAGACGCAGAUGUGUUUUUGCUGGUAAUUAAAGUCCUUCACCAGCAGCAGCUUUACAGGGAAACACAAAGGAAUUGUGAAAGUUAACACCGAGUCAUACUUAACACAAUAACAAUGAAAGACAGGAAGUGAAUACUCACUCUAAAUCUAAACUACACCAUCAUAAUAAACAGCUGGUAAAAUGUUGAGAGGACAAAAUGACCAAAGACUGUUGAAAAGCAACUUAACAACAGACAGCUGCAUUUAUUCUAAUGUUAAAAAGUAUUUUAGGAAAAAACGGAAAGAGACAAAAAGAUGUGGAAGAAGCAUAAAUUGUAUAAUUCAAGGAGAAUCUCAAGUCUGUUAUCCUGGGAAGAACACCUGAAGCCCCAGUGACCAGAAGCUGCAACACUCAUAUUACAAAGGUUCAUCUCCUACUUUCCAUAUCAAGCAUGAACAUUAAAAAUCUAUUUGCAGUUGUGUUCUGGAUCAGAGGUAGAAAAGAUUUUGAAUGUUUUAAAUAGCUUUAAUGAUAAAGACUGACAAGAGUGCUAUUGGUAGGUAUCAGUUCAGUUCAAUUUUAUCUAUACAGCGAUAAAUCACAACAACAGUCGCCUCAAGGUGCUUUAUAUUGUAAGAUGGACCCUAAAAUAAUAGAAAGAAAAACCCAACAAUCAAAUGACCCCCUAUGAGCAGCACUUUGGCGACAGUGGGAAGGAAAAAAGGUAUGUGAGGUCUAAGCUGCUUGAUCAUCCACGUUGUUUAUUUUCCAGUUUAGUUUCAAAAAAUACAAAUUGAAGUUGGAAAAAAUGGAUCAUUGAAAUGGAAAACAUGUCAAAAAAGCCUAGCUUAAUUAAAGGUAAAUUCUGUGUGUGUGUGUGUGUGUGUGUGUGUGUGUGUGUGUGUGUGUGUGUGUGUGUGUGUGUGUGUGUGAGCACUGAAAGAAUGGAUGUUAUCAGUCCCUGGUGGAGUUUCCUCUCGGACAGGAAGUGGGCUUCCUCUGCUUCCUGUUCGCCUCUCCUGUGUGUGUGUGUGUGUGUGUGUGUGUGUGUGUGUGUGUGUGUGUGUGUGUGUGUGUGUGUGUGGUCCCAGGAGAAGUCUCAAAAGAACAAUCAGUGUAGAAAGAGAAAGAACAGGACUGAAGCAGCUGUAUCAGAAGCUAAAAUAACUCCGAGAGGCAGAGACACUUAAGGAAUAAUGAAAAAACCAACGGAAAGAAAGAAGCAAUGACAAAAAAGGCAAAGUAAGGCAAAAAAUAAAUUCAGGAAGAGUGUGACCUGGACCAGGACUGACCCACCACAGGAUCAGCGCAGAGAAAGACUGAACGACUAUGGACUAUGAACCAAAGAAAUCCAAGAAGGCUUUUGUCUCUCCCAUUAAGCGACUGGUCUGGUCCAAAUCUGGUCGUAGACAAGUUGAUCGAGGAAACAUUUAUCGCCGCCCGCUGCACACCGUCCCCCUCUACCCACCCGACUACCUCAUACACCCCGAGAGACUCAUCUUUGACUAUGUGGAGAAGGAGGUCAAGUUCCUUGGUCACCUGACAUGGGUCUCGGUUUCGCUGAACCCCUCCAGUCGAGAUGAGCUGCUACAGCUGCUGGACACAGCCAGGCAGCUGAAGGUGCUGCCGCUGAAGACCAGCGUGGACCAGGACUGUAUCCUGAGCCUGUCUGCUCGCUGUCUGCUGCUCACCUGGAGAGACAACGAGAAGCUGCUGAUGAGAAUCCCCACACAUGAGAUCGCCGCUGCCUCCUACCUGAGAGAUGAUGCACUGCACCUCCUGGUCCUCAAGACAGGUCUAAAUGUGGACACUGUGGUUGCCGGGGAUGACAGCCUGGACAGGAAAAAGCCAACUGGCAUCGACGGGCGACGUCAGACCAUGAGCUGCAAUGCUGACCCCCGACCUGCCGGGGGUACGAUGGAGAGGCGACACACCAUCUGUGGAGUUGACUGGAGGCCGUCACUGUCCAGGAGUAACCAUGACAAAAACCAGAAUGUGGAGAGAGGAGGAGGUGGUGGGGAGAGGGGAGGUGGAGGGAGUUUAGAGAGGAAGAGAGUCGGAGGGAGCUGGGAGAGGAGGCAGCCAACAUGUAAAACAGGAGGGAGCUGGGAGAACCGCAGGGCAAGACCCAUGAGCGGGAACUGGGGAGUGGGAGUAGGUGGAGGUGGUGGUGGGAGCUGGGAGAGGAGGCAUGGAGGAGGUGGUGGUGGAGGAGGGAGCUGGGAGAGAAGGGGAGGGAUUGGUGGAGGUGGUGCAGGGAGCUGGGAAAGGAGGCAAGCGUGCACGGGGAGCUGGGAAAGGGGGAAGAGCUACGGCAGCUGGGAGAGAAGGAACCACAACCCGCUGGAGCCCACGCCCUGCCCCGACGCCUACUGCAACCUGGUCAUCCUGGCUGUGGAGAACAGGGAUGCUGCAGAGGAGUACUGUUCCCUCAUCUGUCAGAUGUUCCAGAUCAUUUAUGGCCAUCAGACCAUCGAAUGUGUUGACAGGGCGGGCUUUCACUACACCAUGCCGGACCGCUAUUGGUUGGAAAGGAGUGACAGCUGUCUGACGGACAUGUCUUACAGUUAUGAUCCAGAGUUUAGCUGCUGCAGCUCAUAUGAUGGUUCCCAAGAUGCCUUCGAUCUCUACUACAGCGAGACAUACAGCGAGAGUUCAUCCAUCUCUCUGCAGGACUCCCAUCGUAGUCUGGCAUCAGUCAGUGAUGCAGGAGACAGUAACCCUGGCCUGCUGCUCAUGCAGGAGUACAUGAUCACUCUGCGUAACAAGCUGGCUCCAGUGGAGUUGCAGAAGUUUGCGGUGUUGCUGAGAGAAUACAGACUGGGAUCAAACAUUGACUACUUCUGCUCUGAGUUGCUGCAACUGUACGGAGACAACCGCAAGUUCCUGCUGCUGGGUAUGCGUCCAUUUAUCCCAGACAAGGAUGUCGGGGCAUUUGAGAGUUUCCUGGAAAGCAUUGGGAUCCGGGAGGGCGGGAUUUUAACCGACAGCUUUGGACGUAUCAAACGCAGCAUGAGCAACAUGUCUGCCACCGCUGUGAGAGGCAGGUAUGAUAAUUGCUCUCUAGCUUCAGGAUCUCAGGAAUUCAACCGACGUAUCACCGACAUCACCCAUGACAUCGAAGCACUCGGUUUCCAGGACACGCACGAUGACAUUGAGGAGGAAGACUACUACCUCUGAUGGAGCGACAAACCGAAGGAAUUUAGACAGCGUUUUAACUGUGACCCCGCCCUGCUGCCUCAUAGCAAGCUCAACACAUCCACAGACUGUAAAUAUAAAUAGUCUGACAGUACUGGCCUUUUUUAUUUUCAUGUUUUCGAUUGAAAUUCAAGCUCUGAGGCAGAAAAAAAGAAAUGCGCAGUUUGUGAACUGAAAUCCUUCAUUCAGAAUAAGAAGCUUAACGAUUAAUAAUUUUAUUAUUAUUUUUCCUUUAAAUUUUGUUUGGCACUAAUGUGUUUUCAACCAAUGGAGUGUGCUUCCUUGCAAAACAAUGCACAUAGCCACUGUCUGGUUUUGAAAUCUUCAUUUUGAAGCACAAGUGACACAUAUUUCAAUAAAAGAGUCAAGUACAAGCACAAAUACAUUAUAUUAAGACAUAAUCACAAAGGCUAAAGGUGUGAGCAUGUGCAUUGUGUGUUUUUAUUUUUACAUGUUCAAUAACUUGACAAGAAAUACCUAAAUAAAACAUAAAAGUAA
Molecule: messenger RNA, 3817 nt
Organism: Oreochromis aureus
Lineage: Eukaryota; Metazoa; Chordata; Actinopteri; Cichliformes; Cichlidae
Gene: ccm2l
Product: CCM2 like scaffold protein
Exons: 11
Coding region: 1451-3301 (616 amino acids)
Biological process (GO): heart morphogenesis
Source: RefSeq, a predicted model, not a curated record